Corticium candelabrum is the source of this 2997-nucleotide messenger RNA. RefSeq names its product transient receptor potential cation channel subfamily M member-like 2. The transcript is spliced from 17 exons. The record is from RefSeq and is a predicted model, not a curated record. NCBI's taxonomy places the organism in Eukaryota, Metazoa, Porifera, Homoscleromorpha, Homosclerophorida, Plakinidae. Gene Ontology annotation, molecular function: ligand-gated calcium channel activity. Gene Ontology annotation, biological process: calcium ion transmembrane transport. The coding region runs from base 1 to 2997 and encodes 998 amino acids. Gene Ontology annotation, cellular component: plasma membrane.
AUGCUCCUGCCACCAUUUACUGGUGAAGCGGCAACACGACAACAUCAAGCAACUACACCAGAACCUGUCACCGCUAACGGAAGUCAAUGUGCAAUACGCAGUGUGCAGUGCAUGUGUAGUGUGCAAUACACAUACGUCCGUUUGUCGUCGACUACUGAAGCCAAAGACAUUCUAGAUCUUUUUCUCAAACGCUGGUUUCCUUCAUCAAGCUUUACUCAGACUCUGCGUUUAGUUAUUUGCGUAACGGGAGGAAGCUCGACUUUCUACCUCAACUCUAACAUCAGAGAUGCUAUAACAAAUGGUUUAGAAAACUUGACAAAAACUAACGCAUGGGUGAUAACCGGUGGCUUUCAUCGCGGAGUUAUGAAGCUAGUUGGUCAAGCCAUAAAAAGCCAGACCGACAGCCAAGGAAACAGAGUUCCCCUUAUUGGGUUCACUACAUGGGGGUUCACGAGAAACAAAGAGGCUUUAGUGAAUAAUGCUAAGGAUGACAGGCCUGUUAUGUACCGACCAGUUGACCGUUUCACAAUCGACUCCAUUUCUCAACCACUUGAUUUGAACCACACGCACUUUAUAUUGGUGGACGAUGGAACUGACAGCAAGCCUAUGCGAGAGCUCGAUCUGUUGCAAGAAUUCAAGAAAACUCUUGGAACGGAAAGAAAUGGAGAUUUUGGCAUAACGGUGCCUGUGGUGACUAUCCUGGUUGGAGGUGGACGCGGUUCUCUAAAGAACGUCAGAAAGACUUUAGAAGGACAACUACCUGUCGUAAUCGUCAAGGGUAGUGGUCGCUUAGCCGAUCUACUUGUUCAUGUUAUGCAAGAGAUUGUACCCAGAUUUAAAGACCAAAAGAGAAUUCUUAAAGACCAAAAGAGAAUUCUUGAAGAUCUCAAGAAACUGUCUGAAGGCGUGUUUGGGCCAACUAAGAAUCAUACGGAGAUUGCUGAAGACAUCAAUGCCUGCAUAAACGCAUUGCCUGCAAAGAACAAACAUCUAAAGUUGAAAGUGUACGACCCUGAGCCCGAGCUCGGUAAACCUCGUUCUGACUUGGACGUUGUGGUUCUGCAGCUGAUCCUUACUCGAGCCAAAAUGCCAAGACUUGAUGCAGCAGUUCGGCUAGCUCUAGAAUUGAAUCGAGCAGAUAUACUACGAGAAGAAAUUCUUUCCCAAGCCAUUAGCGUGAAAGACAUGCUGUUGAUGAAAUGGGAUGAGGUAAUGAAAAUCGCACUUCUGGCGGACAAGCACGAGUUUGUAAAGCUGUUCUUGGAAAACUCAGUCGUGGACUUUGAAGAAUACUUGGACGUCCAAAGACUGCUGAAUUUAUAUAACUGUGGAAACGACGUGUGUGAUAGUUCAUAUUUGAAAGUAUAUUAUCUUAAUAACUCAUCGUUAUUACGACAUUUUCGUUCUAUGGAAAUGGCGGUGCAAUGUGAGAACGAGAAUUUUACAAAAGAACACAUCGAUACGAUUUCUUCCCAGUUUUUUGGAAGGUUUUUUGGUAAACCUGUAAAGAAGAGUGUUUUUCCUGUUGCAAACGACUGCCACGACAUGUUCAGGAGCCUAUUCAUAUGGGCUUUACUGACGGAAAGAUGGAAGUUGGCCAAAGUCUUUUGGGCAUACGGUCCAGAACCGUUGGCAGCAGCUCUCUCAGCAGGAGUUCUUUUCAAAGCGAUGGCUGAUAGACUCGCAGGUGAUGACGUUCGUGAAGGCAAACGGAAGACUUUAGAAGAUCAGCAAAUGAAUUGGAACAGGAGAGCUUGUAAACUGCUGCAAGAAUGCUACCAAACAAAUCGUGCUGCGACAGAAAUGCUUUUGAAGUGCACAUCUGAAAAAUGGGGCGAUCAAAAUUCUAUCAGUUUAGCCAAUGCAAACAGGAAUAAAGAGUUUACAGGAGACAUUGCCGUCCAGCGAGUGCUUUCGAAAGCGUGGAUGGGAAGCUUGAUAUCCCGGACACCACCAAUGAAGAUACUUUUGUCAACAAUCUUUCCCUGUCUCAUUCCACUAUUCAUUAAAGUUGAAGCGCAGACAGACUGUACGUGUGCCCCUGCCAAGUCUAACACAGAGGUUGACAACAGAGAAACCGCUGCAAAGCGUUCCCUAUCAAGAAACGUCAGCCAGACUAGUUUGAUGUCGGGUACAGCUCCUCCGAAGUCACAAUCAGUAGCAAAGAAAUUUCAAAAAUUACGAGAGAAAUUGUCAGUUUUUUACACUUCUCCAGUCUCAAAGUAUUGUCUUAGCUUGACGUCCUAUCUGGUCUUCUUAUGCAUCUUCUGCUUCAACCUUCUUGUUCGAUGGGAUGUUCGAUGGGAUAGCAUGAGUCCAACAGCGUUGGAGAUAUUGACAGCAGUCUGGGUUAUGUCACUCGUUGCUGAAGAUUUGUUCCAGAUACAUGGAACCAUUGGUUUGACGUGGUAUGAAAAGCUGUGUUUGUGGCUAUCCGACAUUCUUUCCAAGCUCAAGGUGGUUGCUCUGCUGCUCUACCUUGCUGCCGUUGCUUUACGGUACUCUCCACACGACGGCGACAAAUUCUAUCCAAACACUAUUCGAUGGGCUAGAAUACUCUUCAGCAUCGAUAUCUGUUUCUUCUUUAUGAGAGUAUUGGAAUUCUUCUAUGUCAAUGAAGAGCUGGGACCCAAACUAUACAUGAUAUAUAGAAUGAUUCGUGAUGUCAUCGUUUUUAUCACAAUUCUUCUUGUUUGGAUUGUCAGCUACGGUGUUGCAAUACAAGCUCUCAUUUUUCCUUUCCAAGAUGCUUCAUGGGAUUUGCUGUACAACGUCUUCUACAUACCAUUCUGGCAGAUUCACGGACAGUUUUACUUCGAUCACAUGAACGGCGAGUCGGUCGAGAACUGCGUUUCAAUCGAUCAGGUGAAUGAAACUACCACUGGCGAUUAUACGAUGUGUCCCCAGAAGGAAUGGGUUGCCAGUAUUUUACUGGCAGUGUACGUGACCAUCACCGUCAUCAUUUUGCUCAAUCUACUUAUUGCAAUAUUUAAGUGA